CAGAGCUGUUGAGUGUCUGUCUCUCCGUGUAAAAUGGCAGAAGCCAGAAUUUCUCAGGAUGAGUUCUUGUGUGCAGUGUGUCUGGAUCUCCUGAAGGAUCCAGUGACUACUUCCUGUGGACACAGUUACUGUAAGAGCUGUAUUACAGACUGCUGGGAUCAAGAGGAUCAGAAGAGAGUCUACAGCUGUCCUCAGUGCAGACAGACCUUCAGUCCAAGACCUGCUUUAGCUAGAAACACCAUGCUGGCUGAAGUGGUGGAGAAACUGAAGAAGACCAAACUCUCUGAUGACUGUUACGCCGGAGAUGGAGAUGUUCAGUGUGACGUCUGUACUGGAAGAAAAUACAGAGCCGUCAAGUCCUGUCUGGUGUGUCUGAACUCUUACUGUCAGAAUCACCUCGAGCAACGAGGUUGGAAGAAACACAAUCUGACCGAAGCCACUGGACAACUGCAGGAGAUGAUCUGCCAGAAACAUCAGAAGAUCCUUGAGGUUUUCUGUCGCACUGAUCAGAAGUGUAUAUGUGGGCUGUGUAGGAUGGGUGAACAUAAAAACCACGACACUGUAUCAGCUGCAGACCAGAGGACAGAGAAACAGAAAGAGUUAGAAGCGACAGAGAUGUCGUGUCAAAAGCUGAUCCAGGAGCGAGAGAGAGGUCACCGGGAACUCAGAGAAGCUGUGAAGCUGCUUACAAGUUCAGCGCUAGAGACCAUGGAGGACGUCGAGAAGGUCUUCACCGAGCUCAUCUGCUCUCUGGAGAAGAAACGCUCUGAAAUUAAAGAGCAGAUCAGAGUUCAGGAGAAGGCUGAGAUCGAUCGAGCAGAGGAACUUCACGAACAUCUGGAUCAAGAGCUGGCAGAACUCAGAAGAAGACAAAAAAAGAUCAAGGAGCUUCUGACUAGUGAUGACCCAAUCCAGAAUCUGAAGAGCUGCCAGUCUGUGUGUGUUUUACCCACCUUUGAAGGCGGCAUCACUCAACACACUCACCUGUUUUUUAAAGACAUUUCAGUCACAAUGUUUAAGGAGGUUUUGGAGGACGUGUGUCAACAGCAAACUGCCAGAAUAUUCAGAGAAGUGUCAAAUGUCUAUGUCACAAACCCUCCAGAGCCAAAGACCGUGCAUGAUUUUUUGCAAUACAUCUGCGAGCUUCACUUGGAUCUAAACACUGCGCACAGAAACAUCAAACUGUCGCAAGACAACAGGAAAAUAUCAUCUACUUUAAAGGCUCAGCAAUAUCCAGAUCAACCAGAGCGGUUUAAUGAGCGUCCCUAUGUCUUGUCUAGAGACGGUUUGUCUGGUCGCUUUUACUGGGAGGUCAAAUGCACAGGGAACGAAUGGGCUGUUGGAGUUUGUUACAAAGGAAUCAGGCGUAAAGGAAGCACUCUCGACUGCAUACUUGGCUUCAACAAAAUGUCGUGGAGACUGGGUUAUUUUCUGCAGGAAUUCGGUUUUUAUCACGCUCAACAAAAAGUCCCGGUCCCUGUCGCCUCUAGAAUAGGAGUGUAUCUGGAUCACAGAGCAGGGACUCUGGCCUUCUUCAGCGUCUCUGAUACAAUGACUCUCCUUCACAGAGUCCAGACCACUUUCACCGAACCCUUAUACCCUGCGUUUAAGGUAGGAGCCGGUUCAUCUGCCAGGAUCAUAGAGCUGAAAAAAGACCAGUUUUGCACUGCGGACGAAAGCUUGUAUGCGGACACAACUUUUCUUUACGAACGCAUGAGAUUUUUUCUUCAAGGGACUUCCUAGUGAAAUGAAAAUAGCAUGAUAACAGUAAAAAGUUUGCAAUAUGAAGCAGGCUAAUUUUGUACAAGCUAAGUAAAUGGAGCACCAGAAGCCAAGCGCAUUUAAGUUAGAAAUGUAAUAAAAUAAAUAAAAUAGGAAAAGGUGGAUAAAAAAACAACACCAACAAAGAAAUGUAUAACGUAAUUUAACUGAUCUAAUUAAAAAAUGCGAAAGGUCAUGCAGGGUACCGCUUUUCCUACAUUAAAUCUCUUUUAAUAAUAAAAGUUUAUUGUUAUUGGUUAUGCUAAAUCAUUAAUCAUGAUGGAAAUCAGUAUUUGUUAGAUAAGUUUUUUUUUUUUUUUUUAAAUAACAAUGAUUGGUUUCAGAUUUGUGUUAAUAAAUUUCAUUUUAAAUACAAGGUUUGUAUACAAAUAAUGGAUUUUGAUUUAAAUGACGAAAUGUGAUUUUUGGAAUUAAUGUGCCCAUAAUUUUGCUUGCAUUUUUAUCAUUUAGUUUUUAUAUCAUUACAAUCAUUUCUUUACAUUUUAAACAUUUUAAUCAUUUUUUAUUUUUUCAUUAUUUAUCACAACAUGGAGGUCAGUUCAUUUGGACCUCAGCUCAUAGUCUCUCUAUCAUGCUGUUAUUAUGACAUUCCUUCCUAUCAUCCAGUGAUUUACCUAAAUGAUAUAUGUUUUAAGAUCAAUAAUAAUAGUUAAAUGAUGCUCUGUGAUCGAUUGUAUAAAAUAAAUAAAUGAACAAACAUUU
Messenger RNA from Puntigrus tetrazona (Sumatra barb), 2484 nucleotides. RefSeq names its product tripartite motif-containing protein 16-like. Lineage: Eukaryota; Metazoa; Chordata; Actinopteri; Cypriniformes; Cyprinidae. The record is from RefSeq and is a predicted model, not a curated record. Gene Ontology annotation, molecular function: protein binding; zinc ion binding.